AUGGUGCUGCGCAGCAGCAGAGCCUGGCACCGCUUAGUGAGGGCCACCCGCGAGUCGACUCCCACCCUGGUCUUGUUUGUGGGGGCGUGCCUCUCGGUCCCCUACUUCCUUGCCAAAGCGGUACAGAACUCGACCAACAACCCCGUCCAAGAUGGCGAGCUGGAGAAGAAACUGCGUGCUGGAGCCGGGCUGGACAGCCAGAUGCUGGCCCGAGCCCAGAAGCAGCGGCUGCAGGUCCUCUUCGAUGAACUUCAGUCUCCAGGACAGGGCGAGGACCGAUACAAGGCUGCACUGGAGUGA
Messenger RNA from Auxenochlorella protothecoides, 300 nucleotides. RefSeq lists its product as hypothetical. The coding region runs from base 1 to 300 and encodes 99 amino acids. The record is from RefSeq and is a predicted model, not a curated record. Lineage: Eukaryota; Viridiplantae; Chlorophyta; Trebouxiophyceae; Chlorellales; Chlorellaceae. The transcript is spliced from 2 exons.